Molecule: messenger RNA, 3835 nt
Organism: Gadus chalcogrammus (walleye pollock)
Lineage: Eukaryota; Metazoa; Chordata; Actinopteri; Gadiformes; Gadidae
Gene: setd3
Product: SET domain containing 3, actin histidine methyltransferase
Exons: 13
Coding region: 104-1969 (621 amino acids)
Biological process (GO): peptidyl-lysine monomethylation; actin modification; peptidyl-lysine dimethylation
Molecular function (GO): histone H3K4 methyltransferase activity; transcription coactivator activity; protein binding
Source: RefSeq, a predicted model, not a curated record
GUUUUUAUCAAGGUAGGUUUCACGUCAGAGUCGUAUGGAGUGCGAAGAAGGUUGAAUUCUACUGCCACUCUCAGUUAUAAAAGCCCAGCCUCCAGACUGCAUCAUGGGGAAGAAGAGUCGAGUGAAAACCCAGAAGUCGGGCACUGCGGGGGCAGCCGCGGUGGCGUCGCCCAAGGAGAUGAUGAGCUUCGUCUCCGAGCUUCUGCAGUUGUGUAGCAGCACAGCGCCCUCCCCAGGUAAGGAGUGGGAGGAGUAUGUCCAGAUCCGCUCCCUGGUGGAGAAGAUCCGCAAGAAGCAGAAGGGCGUGUCGGUGCAGUUUGACGGCAGCAGGGAGGACUUCUUCCCCGAGCUGAUGGCCUGGGCCCAGGAGUGUGGGGCGUCCUGCGAGGGCUUCGAGGUGUCCAGCUUCGGGGGGGAGGGCUACGGCCUGCGGGCCACCCGCGACAUCAAGGCAGAAGAACUCUUCCUGUGGAUCCCCAGGAAGAUGCUGAUGACUGUGGAAUCUGCCAAGAACUCUGUUUUAGGCCCGCUGUACGGCCAGGACCGGAUCCUGCAGGCCAUGGGCAACGUGACGCUGGCCCUCCACCUGCUGUGCGAGCGGGCCAGCCCCUCGUCGCCGUGGCUCCCCUACAUCAAGAGCCUGCCGACGGACUACGACACGCCGCUCUACUACGAGGAGGAGGAGGUGCGCCCCCUGCUGGGCACGCAAGCCGUGCAGGACGUGCUGAGCCAGUACAAGAACACGGCGCGCCAGUACGCCUACUUCUACAAGGUGGUGCAGACUCAUCCGACCGCCAGCAAACUGCCCUUGAAAGACAGCUUCACGUUCGACGACUACAGGUGGGCCGUUUCUUCCGUGAUGACCCGUCAGAACCAGAUCCCCACCGAGGACGGCAGCCGGGUCACCCUGGCCCUCAUCCCGCUCUGGGACAUGUGCAACCACACCAACGGGCUGAUCACAACCGGAUACAACUUGGAGGAUGACCGCUGUGAAUGUGUGGCCCUGCAGGAUUACAAGGAGAAUGAACAGAUCUACAUCUUCUACGGCACGAGGUCCAACGCCGAGUUCGUGGUGCACAGCGGCUUCUUCUUCCAGGACAACGCGCACGACCGGGUGAAGAUCAAGCUGGGCGUGAGCAAGAGCGAGCGGCUGUACGCCAUGAAGGCCGAGGUGCUGGCGCGCGCCGGCAUCGCAGCGUCCAGUAUCUUCGCGGUGCACGGCACCGAGCCCCCCAUCUCGGCCCAGCUCCUGGCCUUCCUCAGGGUCUUCUGCAUGACGGAGGAGGAGCUGAAGGACUUCCUCAUCGGAGAAGGGGCCAUCAAUAAGAUCUUCACCCUGGGGAACAGCGAGUUCCCCGUCAGCUGGGAGAACGAGAUCAAGCUGUGGACCUUCCUGGAGACGCGGGCCGCCCUGCUCCUCAAGACCUACAAGACCACCAUCGAGGAGGACCUGUCUGCGCUGGAGCAGACGGACCUGACGGCCCACUCCCGGGCGUCCGUCCAGCUGCGCCUGGCGGAGAAGCAGAUCCUGGAGAAGGCGUCGGCCAGCGGGCGGGGCAAGCGGCUGCACUUCCAGCGGCAGCUGGAGGAGGGCGCCGCGCUGCCGCGCUACGAGGAGAGCGACAUCGCGCUGCUGGAGAACGAGGACGCGGCCGACGCCAAGCUGCCCAUCGUCCUGCGCAAGCUGGAGGAGGUGGUGGAGGAGGAGGAGCAGCAGCAGCAGGCCGGCCUCAAGGAGGAGCUGCCGGAGGAGACCCCGCUGCUGCUCAACGGGGGCAAGGCGGUGUACGGUACGGACGGGGGCCGGCGGGACCUCGCCGACGCGGCGGAGGCCAACGGGGAGACGGCGGAGGCGGAGGCGCCGGCGGCUCUGGAGAAGGCCAGUAAAGCUGCGGGCUCAGCGCUGGACAUGAGCGCAGGCCUGGACCAGAUGGGCCUCACGGAAGGGGCCAAACUAAGUGCCAACUGAACGGAGGAAGGGGGUCCGAUAGAAGACUGAAUAGGUUUAUUCCACGCACUGCCAUAGCCCAUGCUAUUUAUUUAUUUUGGACCCACUCGGAAUCGGAAGUAGAAACAGAAUUAUCAUGUUAAUCGAAAUGUUUUUUAUUUUUCGGUGGACAUUUUUAUUUCGUUUCCCCUUUCUGCACGGACAGCGCCAUCUCUCUGCCGAAACGCUGGCGCAUUGCAAUCGCUGUUUCUGAUGCCUCAGAUGAAUAGGUGACAGGUGAUGGCAUCUGGUGGCAAGUGCGCUCAGCUAGCACUCAUUUGUACCGACCAGAAACGGCAAUUGUGUGUUUGGUGCCGUCUUAACACCGAUUUUGGGUUUACAUUAGUACAAAAUAUAAUUUGAAAACACAAAAGGAUGUGUGUUCUACCGGUAGAAAGCAAGGGAGCCCUCAGAGAGCGGUCCGCAGCAUUUGCACGUGCUCAGGGAGACGCAGGGAAAAGGGCGGGAUUGAGUUAGCAGGAAAUUGUCCCCGGAAAAGCCAAAAUCAUAUCUAAUCCUUUCAUUCGGUUUGGUUUAUUGCUGCAGUUUGUCUCAAUACACGUCUGCUAUGAUUUGAGAUGACAAUCAUUUUCUAUAGUUCAUCUUGGUCAUUGAGUUGAGAGGUUCUCUACUCACACUUUUUGGGCUUGACUCAUCAAACUCAGAUUUUUCUUAAAGGAUCUGUCGAAGCAUUUCAAGCAAAGUCAUUCAUGGAGGCAAAACAGUUACUGAACACGUACACAUAAAUAUGUGUACCAUUUCUGAGAAUGGCAGCUAUAUCUUAAAUAGCAAAUAGUGACAUUUCAUGUGAACCCUUGCUGUGAACCUUCCUGGUACGGUAGGCCCUGACACAUUUUGGUUCAGUUUUUCCUCCCAAACAAAAGUUAUUCUCUUAAUAUAUACUUUUAGUAUAAACCUUGUUUGCUUGAUGUUUAUUUUCAAAAAUAAAUCUAUUUUGAAUGUAAUUACAGUAAUGACCCUACGAUGUUUGUCAAUGGGUGAGACAAACGUCUUUAUUUUGCGUUUUUAUUUACUUAUUUUUUUGUCCAAAUAGAAAGCCAUAUCCAUGUAUAAGCCCCUCCCCGCCAUCAGCGAGUACACCAGGCCUCGAUAGACAAAGACUUUGGUUUACAGACAUCGACUUCCCAGUAUGUGCAAAUUGGCCUUCAUCUUCAACAUGAUGCCGUCAUGUAGGAGACGCAUCAUGGCACUUUCAGAGUGCAACAGCACUGUCAUAAUAAUGUCACAGAAUGAUGAUUGUAUGUGUCUACCCGGUUCACCUAACAUAUGACCGAUACAAGGGUAUGUUUAACAAAAUGUCUAAGGCCUUUAUGCUUAUCUUGUACAACAAACUUGCGUCUGUUAAGUCUGUAACUUGCCGAGCCUGUUUUUGUAUCACACUUGUUUUGAUGUGUAGCUUGAGCACUUCCCAUUGACAAAGUUCCUGUAUUUUUUGAAUGCAAUCAUCUACUCUUACUAACCUUUAAAGAUUUUCAGUCUACUUGCUGCUUUUUCUAGAAAAACUAAAACUAAACAAAAACUAAACGAAAGAAAGGAACAAUCCCUCAGACAGAUAGUUUGUGUGAGCAGCUAGCUUUAGCCAUAGAUACAAGUGUUCCCUGGCACGGACCUUACUAGAUGAAAUGGGAACUUAAAACCACCCUCACCGCCGUAGACUGCAGUAGUUCUGUCUGAAUUGGCAUAGACAUAUUUUAAAAAAGCAGACACGCAAGAUUGUACAGUUAAAGUGAAGAUGAGAAAAACUUGUCCUAAUGCUGUCCUAACGAUUAAACUUCAGUCUUUUAUUUCUCACCUCAGUUUGUGUGCUAAUUGUUUGUUUUGAAAACC